GCAGAACACAAAACAAGCUUUGUCGUCACAUCCGGAAAUUUUCAACAUGGAUCCAAGCGGUUUGAAGCUCAAUUUCUGGGAGAAUGGACCAAAACCCGGACAAUUUUAUUCAUUUCCAGGCAGCGGUUUAACCCCAGGAUGCGGACCUAUCAAACACACGCUGUAAGUAAAUCAUUUUGAGUGAUUUGAGUGGAGAUCCCUAAUAAUGUCCUCACUUUCGAUUUCCUCGGUACGCUGCAGUGCUGUAUCAUCAUGGUGGAGCAAGCUGAUGUAGCUACGCUAGUUAAUUAUGUUAGCUACACUAGCUCACGGACUACUGCACUGUUAUUUAGUUGGGCUACUAGCUAGCUAUCUAACUAAACUUAAUCUGCUCUCGCGCUUUGUAAUUCUAUUUCCAACAAAUUGACUGAUGACGUGAUAAGUUUCCCAACUAUGCCUCGCUAGUUAUCUACCUAAUCAUAUUGUGCUUAUGGUAGCUAAUGCUAGUAUGACAUGGCAGUUAGGUAGUUAACUAGCGAGGCAUAGUUGGGAGUUAGCUAAGAAAACUCACCAUAAUAAAAUAUACUUUUGAAUCAUAGAAGCAUAUUAUUUAACUAGUCCUACUCCCGGCAUAAUUUCAUUAUAUAUACAUGAGUCUAAUUGGACGUUCAGCAUUCAUCUCUCUGUAUUACAUUUGUAGUGUAACGUUAGCUAAUAAGACUUACCCAUGACAAACUUUCACAUUUUUCCCACCCUAAACUCAAGAAACCCCAUGGUGACGGGAACAUCAGUGCUGGGAGUGAAGUUUACAGGUGGCGUCAUCAUCGCAGCUGACAUGCUAGGCUCCUAUGGUUCCCUGGCACGGUUCCGUAACAUCUCUCGACUCAUGAAAGUGAACGACAGCACCAUCCUGGGCGCCUCGGGCGACUACGCAGACUACCAGUACAUGAAGCAGAUCAUCGAACAGAUGGUGUAAGUUUGAGGUUUCUUUCAGAAAAAACUCAGAUAUGCUGUCUUGUUCCUUGAUGGUGAAUAUUUCCAUUCACAAUCAUGGACCAAGGCACAUAUAUAGCAAAUAGACAAGCAGGCACAUACACAGCAAUCACAGUAGUUCAUAGUAUAUGUAAUGGCGAUUCCCUAUGAAAAGCCACUGGCACAGGAGAGAGCCGUCCAUAAUGCAUCCACAAGAAUCAGCUUUUCAAACGUUAACCAUUUUGGGUGAAGUUUCCAUUUAUUGCACAUAUGAAAUAUAAAUAGCUCCAAUACACAUAUUCCUAUACAAAAUGUGCAGAGUGACGCAUUCUAUAAGCUGUAUCUGUGAUACGGUAAGAACUGUAUGCCCUCUCACCUGUGCUUCCUACAGUGCAUUCGAAAAGUAUUCAGACCCCUUGACUUUUCCCACAUUUUUUUUACCGUUACAGCCUUAUUCUAAAAUGGAUGAAAUCGUUUUUUCUCCUCAAUCUACACACAAUACCCCAUAAUGACAAAGCAAAAACAGGUUUUUAGACUGAAACCCCCACCCGGAAAUAUCACAUUUACAUAAGUAUUCAGACCCUUUACUCAAUACUUUGUUGAAGCACCUUUGGCAGUGAUUACAGCCGAGUCUUCUUGGGUAUGACGCUACAAGCUUGGCAAACCUGUAUUUUGGGAGUUUCUCCCAUUCUUCUCUGCAAAUUCUCUCAAGCUCUGUCAGGUUGGAUGGGGAGUGUCGCUGCAAAGCUAUUUUCAUCUCUCCAGAGAUGUUCGAUCGGGUUCAACUCCGGGCUCUGGCUUGGCUGUGUGCUUAGGGUCAUUGUCCUGUUGAAAGGUAAACCUUUGCCCCAGUCUGAGGUCCUGAGCCCUCUGGAGCAGGUUUUUAUCAAGGAUCUCUCUGUACUUUGCUCUGUUCAUCUUACCCCCGAUCCUGACUAGUCUCCCAGUCCCUGCCCCCGAAAAACAUCCCCACAGCAUGAUGCUGCCACCACCUCUGUUUUUAUAGAAAGCUCAACAUUUGAGCUGUCAUUAAGUAGUAGAAAAGAUGGUAAAUAUGGAAUAGUUUGUGAUAUUAAAAUGAAGAGCACAGGGAAGAUCAUCUUCCAGAAUUAUUUUACCCCUGGGAAUUCCUACAUCCUAUGGAAGAAGGUGCUCUGAGUGUCAUUAGAGCAGAGAGUACAGUUGGGUGAUGGUUUGGCAUUGUUUUGAUAUAAUUUCCAGGGAGUAAAAUAAAUGCUGUGAACAAAAUUAAAGAUAAUCAUUUGGUGAAUCGGAUUUCUGGAAGAUGGAGCUAUAUUGUGCCAGAUUGUUUGCCAAUUGAGAUUGUUUUUUACACAAUCUGUCAAUUGAAAGCGGCUUGGAUGAGGUAUUUACUAGAAAGGGAAUAGAUUUCAGAUGCGAGACCUCUUUUUCCAAGCAGUACCUUAUGAAAGGGAUGAAGGUUAAGCUUAGUUUCCCAAGGUACCCCAUGAGCAAGGUACCCCAUGAGCACUCACAGUGCAGUUGGAAAGUAUUCAGACCCCUUGACUUUUUCCAAAUUGUUACGUUACAGCCUUAUUCUAAAAUGGAUUAUAAAUAAAUAAAAAUAUGCUUAAACAGGUUCUUAGAAAUGUUUGCAAAUGUAUUUAAAAAAAUGAAUAAUAACCUUAUUUACAUAAGUAUUCAGACCCUUUGCUAUGAGACUCGAAAUUGAGCUCAGGUGCAUCCUGUUUCCAUUGAUCAUCCUUAAGAUGUUUAUAUAACUUGAUUGGAGUCCACCUGUGGUAAAUUCAAUUGAUUGGACAUGAUUUGGAAAGGCACACACGUCUAUAUAAGGUCCCACAGUUGACAGUGCACGUCAGAGCAAAAACCAAGCCAUGAGGUCGAAGGAAUUGUCCGUAGAGCUCAGAGACAGGAUUGUGUUGAGGCACAGAUCUGGGGAAGGGUACCAAAAAAUGUCUGCAGCAUUGAAGGUCCCCAAGAACACAGUGGCCUCAAUCAUUCUUAAAUGGAAGAAGUUUGGAACCACCAUGACUCUUCCUAGAGCUGGCUGCCUGGCCAAACUGAGCAAUCGGGGGAGAAGGGCCUUCGUCAGGGAUGUGACCAAGAACCCGAUUGUCUCUGACAGAGCUCCAGAGCUCCUACGAUGAAGCAUGGUUGUGGCAGCAUCAUGCUGUGGGGAUGUUUUUCAGCGGCAGGGACUGGGAGAUUAGUCAGGAUCAAGGGAAAGAUGAACGGAGCAAAGUACAGCGAGAUCCUUGAUGAAAACCUGCUCCAGAGCGCUCAGGACCUCCCACUGGGGUGAUGGUUCACCUUCCAACAGGAAAACGACCCUAAGCACACAGCAAAGACAAUACGGGAGUGUCUUCGGGACAAGUCUUUGAAUGUCCUUGAGUGGCCCAGCCAGAGCCCGGACUUGAACCCGAUCUAACAUCUCUGGAGAGACCUGAAAAUAGCUGUGCAGCGACGCUCCCCAUCCAACCUGACAGAACUUGAGAGGAUCUGCAAAGAAGAAUGGGAGAAACUCCCCAAAUACAGGUGUGCCAAACAUGUAGCGUCAUACCAAGACUUGAGGCUGUAAUCUCUGCCAAAGGUGCUUCAACAAAGUACUGAGUGAAGGGUCUGAAUACUUAAGUAAAUGUAAUAUUUUUACUUUUUUAUAAAUUUGCAAAAAACUUUAAAAACCUGUUUUUGUUUUGUCCUUAUGGGGUAUUGUGUGUAGAUUGAGGGGAAAAAACAAUUUAAUCAAUUUUAGAAAAAGGCUGUAACGUAACAAAAUGUGGAAAAAGUAAAGGGGUCUGAAUACAUUCCGAAUGCACUGUAGACAAAUGUAAUUGAAGUAGAAAAGAACAAGGUGCCAGGCAGGUUGUGAUUUGGUUGGAUGUCUUGUAAUGCGUGGAGACCGUCAUCCCAAACAUUUCUGACUUUAUGUGCACUCCAUUGUCAUGCCAUAGGGGAAACGAGAUAGGGUGCCCUCCCACCUGGAGACCAAAAUAAUGGAAAAUUGGCAAUUGGAGGUACCAGUUGGAGUUAGGUUUGAUUAAAGAUAUCUAAAAGGUGGGGAAGAGACUGAGAAACAUUCUGGAGGGGUCGCUUUGUUUAAAAGGUUUCUGGCAUCAUUUCCUUCACUUUGGUGCUGAAACCUUUGCUUGGUUAUCUCCCUGAGGACCACGAGUGAUCAGAUCUGUCUGUGUUUGUGUCCCAGGAUCGAUGAGGAGCUCCUAGGUGACGGUCACAGCUACAGCCCCAAAGCCAUCCACUCCUGGUUGACGCGGGUAAUGUACAACCGCCGCAGCAAGAUGAACCCACUGUGGAACACUGUGGUCAUCGGUGGAUUUUACAACGGCGAGAGGUGGGCUGAGUUUUCAACAUCUUUAACUAGUCAUUUUUUGUCCUUAUCAGAGGUCAUGCCAAGAGGUGGAACUCUUGAAAUUGCUUAGAAAUGUGGGCGUGCCCGUUGCCAUAUUAAAUAGAAUAUUUAAACCAUGACCCUGGUUAGUUUUUGCCUUUAACAAACCUCCUACCCUGGUCUCGAUGUUAACAUCAAACUGACUUGGGAUCUGCAGAUAAAUACAUAUUGUAGCUAGCUACACCAAAAUAAAUGCAUAACUUGACAUCAACUUGUAUUUUUCUCUAGCUUCCUGGGCUAUGUGGACAAGCUGGGUGUGGCCUAUGAGGCACCUACAGUGGCGACAGGGUUUGGCGCUUACCUGGCGCAGGUGAGAGGCCAAAUGAGCUAAUGAACGCGAGGGAACUGCUACUGGGUGGCAGUAAUGACUUCUAUACAUUUCAUCGUUUAUAAUUUAUCUUUAGCAAUUGAAAGAUAAGAUGCCAUAGUUUCUAUUCGCAAGAUUGGCUAAAGUUGUAAUUCCUUUUCCAAGUUGUAGAGCUGAGCUACACUAGUUCAUAUGAAGUAGUGGCAACCCCUUCUGGGACAAGAAAUUGUAUGAAUAUAAUUGGAAGUAAUCUGUACUGCAUGAUGCGUCUGCAUCAAAUUCAGAUGUUACCUCAUGUUGAUACUGUAUGUAAAAAUGGAUGUUCGAGUUCUACACGGACCCUUGCAGUAUGUCUGGGUUUGUUGACUGUAAGGUUAUUAUUUGUGUCCAUGCAGCCCCUGAUGAGGGAGGUGGUGGAGAACAAGGUGGAGAUCACCAAGGAUGAGGCCCGGGCUCUGAUUGACCGCUGCCUCAAAGUGCUGUACUAUCGCGACGCUCGCUCUUACAACAGGGUGAGUCGUUAGUCUCGGAACUGUCCUGAAUUUUUUUGCUGCUAUUUUCAACAGCACAUUGGGAAUGUCAAUGUUUCUAUUUUGAAGCUACCAGUCUCGUAGCUAUUUGUGACACUGUUUCUGUUUAUAGCAUGAAAUUGCCAUUGUGACAAAAGAAGGCGUGGAGAUUGCUGGCCCCAUGUCCUGUGAGACCAACUGGGAAAUUGCCCACAUGGUCAGGUAGGUUAUAGCCACAUGACUGUCUAGUCAGAAGUGUCCAUCAAGUUGGUAUUAUGUUUAGUGUAGUAAACUUAGUUUAUCACUUGAGGAAAAUUCUGUUUAAAGUUGUCAUUUCUUUGUCCUAAAUUGAUUAAAGCAUUUCAUUGAGCAGAUACAUUGUAGAGCUUGUGGAAUAUUUCACACAGGAUGUGCCUCUCUAAUUAAUAUGAUAAUGUGAUAAGAAUGACAUUUUCUUUUACAGUGGGUUUGAAUGAGGACGAUGUUGGCGAUUCAGGACUACGUUAAGCCACACUAUUGGUCUGUUCCAUUACAUUCUAAAAUGUUACCACUUUGAUAGGACUGCUAUGUAACAAUUUUAGUUUCCCCCCCCCCUUUUGUAAUAUGAAAAAUAAAUGUAAAACAUCUGAAUGGGUGAGUUAUUUAAACUUGAAUGACAGUCAGGCUUAAAAUAAAUCUGAAGUUCUGAGAUUAUCUUCAUAUACUGUAAUUGGAAAGGUCCACACACAAGCAGAGCAGAGGGCAAACAUUCUUGGGAAGAAAUGACACCUAAGCACUUGUAGACUUUUGUAAUACUCACAUUUAUCCACAUCAAAGUGGUAAAAGAGGACCCUGUGUCAAGAGCAAAUCCUGUCUGCUUCCAUGUUAAGCACAAAUUAUUUUCGGUUCAACCAUACAGAACUGCACCGGACUAUGCUGUUAAUACCACAAAGGAAAUCCCACCAUUAAAGCAGAGUUGACACUUUAUUUCAUAUUUAAAAAUAGUGAAUUGUUCAGGUGAAGAAAAAUAAACCAAGAGGUAGGAUGGAAUCUAAGAGAAGGCAGUUGGU
Coregonus sp. 'balchen' is the source of this 6204-nucleotide messenger RNA. Lineage: Eukaryota; Metazoa; Chordata; Actinopteri; Salmoniformes; Salmonidae. The record is from the annotation of a GenBank genome assembly.